Messenger RNA from Drechmeria coniospora, 486 nucleotides. RefSeq lists its product as uncharacterized. Bases 1 to 486 code for a protein of 161 amino acids. NCBI's taxonomy places the organism in Eukaryota, Fungi, Ascomycota, Sordariomycetes, Hypocreales, Ophiocordycipitaceae. The record is from RefSeq and is a predicted model, not a curated record. The transcript has a single exon.
AUGCCCCGAACGAACCAUGCCGGAUACAAAUGCCCGUUUGUUCCAGAAACGGACGGUAUCGACUGGUACGCGAUGCGACCGGGCCUUGGGCUGCAUCCUGGAUCCCGACGGCAUGCAUGGUCAUGGGCCACGGGCGACGACAUGGCCGACAGGCUGCUUCCCGGCACCAAUGCGGGCGACAACAGUGCAUGCAAGGGCAGGGGCCUUGGCAAUGCUUGGAGUCGACUUGCGCCGAGUCCGCCGCAGGGGUUCGGGGUGGAGCUCGGAGUUGGAAACGGGAGCGCCUUGCGCCUGUCCGCCGCCCGUGCCAGGCGCUGCGCCGUCAAGAUCGGAGAUGGGCGGCGCGAGAAGCCGGUGCCGGAACCCAAGAAAGGGCACGAGGACCUAGACGUCUCGGUCGUUGAGCGAGCAAGAGGCCGCGGUGCCGCUCGCAGAGGCAACUGUCCUCUCCAUUCUCGACAUCACGCAAGCUACGACGGGUGCUAG